Molecule: messenger RNA, 426 nt
Organism: Staurois parvus
Lineage: Eukaryota; Metazoa; Chordata; Amphibia; Anura; Ranidae
Source: the annotation of a GenBank genome assembly
CCUGCAUUCACUAUAUCCGCUCUCCCCAGACCCCGCAUUCACUAUAUCCGCUCUCCCCGGACCCUGCAUUCACUAUAUCCGCUCUCCCUGGACACUGCAUUCACUAUAUCCGCUCUCCCCGGACCCUGCAUUCACUAUAUCCGCUCUCCCCGGACCCUGCAUUCACUAUAUCCGCUCUCCCUGGACACUGCAUUCACUAUAUCUGCUCUCCCCGGACCCUGCAUUCACUAUAUCCGCUCUCCCCGGACCCCGCAUUCACUAUAUCCGCUCUCCCCGGACCCCGCAUUCACUAUAUCCACUCUCCCUGGACCCCGCAUUCACUAUAUCUGGUCUCCCCGGACCCCGCAUUCACUAUAUCCGCUCUCCCCAGACCCCGCAUUCCCUAUAUCCGCUCUCCCCGGACCCUGCAUUCACUAUAUCUGGUCU